AUGACCUCAAUUGCUGAUAACUUUUAUAGCAAGCUAUCACGUAAUGAAGAAGAAUCUAUUCAUCCUGAUGAAGCCUUUCAAUUGGAAUUAACGUCCUUUGACGAUGCCACGAAAAAAGCCAGUCUUGGCAAUGAAGAUCAAUCAUUCGAUAUAGGUCAAGAGGAUCCGCUAACAGAGGAUAUAUAUCUCUCAAAUGAAGCCAAGUCGAAUAGAUAUAUGGCUUUUAUGAAUAUGGCAAAUAGUAUUUUAGGAUCUGGGGUCAUUGGGCAGCCUUUUGCCAUGAAAAAUUGCGGAAUCAUAGGAGGGUUAAUAGCUACACUGUUCAUGUCAUAUUUAGUUGAUUGGACAAUUCGUCUGAUUAUAGUAAAUUUAAAACUAACAGGAAGGACUACUUAUCAAUCAUCUGUUGAAGCAGCGAUGGGUAAAUGGGGAGGAGUUGUAAUACUAAUAACAAAUGGAUUAUUUGCAUUUGGAGGAUGUAUAGGCUUUUGCAUUAUUAUCGGCGAUUCAAUUCCUCAUGUACUAGCUGCCUUUUUCCCUUCUCACGCUCACAUAUUUCAUCGUAAUAUUAUUAUUACUUUGGUAACUGUAUUUAUAUCAUACCCAUUGUCUCUCAACAGAGACAUAUCAAAAUUGUCAAAAACUUCCAUGAUAGCACUUAUCGGAUUAGUUGUUAUUGUUAUUAUCAUUGUUAUUAAGGCGCCUUUAACCAGUAGUGAAUAUAAAGGAUCAUUCCAAAUACAUCACUAUUUUAUUACUCCAAGAAUAUUCCAAGGAAUAUCCGUUAUAUCAUUUGCGUUGGUGUGCCAUCAUAACUCCAGUUUUAUUUUCUUUUCCUUGAGAAACCCAUCAUUAAAGCGCUUCAAUCAAUUGACUCAUGUGAGUCUCAUACUUUCUUGUGCUAUUUGCUUGACUACUGCAUAUUCUGGCUUCUUGAAUUUCAAGGACAAGACGCAAGGCAAUAUACUGAACAAUUUUCCUGCCGAUGAUAACGUUAUAAAUUUUGCAAGACUUCUCUUGGGCCUGAACAUGCUAACAACUUUUCCAUUAGAAAUAUUUGUCUUAAGAGAUGUGGUGAGAGACAUAAUGUAUUAUUCGAAUGAAAGAACAGAACCCAAAAAACUUUCACUUAAGAUGCAUGUUAUAAUAACAUCUUUUCUCGUAUUUACAAUAAUGUGCAUUGCUCUACUAACUUCGAACCUUGGUGCUCUUUUAGAGAUCAUUGGCGCAACUACAGCCUCAUUAAUGGCAUAUAUUCUCCCUCCAUUGACCAAUAUUGUUAUUACUGGAAAAUCUAAAUCGUUAAAGGAAAAACUCCCUUAUUUUGGUUGCAUUGCAUUUGGUUUUAUCAUUAUGUUUGUCAGCACAUCCCAGACUAUAAUGGAAGCAUUUUCAUGA
Molecule: messenger RNA, 1398 nt
Organism: Kluyveromyces marxianus DMKU3-1042
Lineage: Eukaryota; Fungi; Ascomycota; Saccharomycetes; Saccharomycetales; Saccharomycetaceae
Gene: AVT2
Product: Avt2p
Exons: 1
Coding region: 1-1398 (465 amino acids)
Biological process (GO): amino acid transmembrane transport
Cellular component (GO): endoplasmic reticulum
Molecular function (GO): amino acid transmembrane transporter activity
Source: RefSeq, a predicted model, not a curated record